Molecule: messenger RNA, 1228 nt
Organism: Carlito syrichta (Philippine tarsier)
Lineage: Eukaryota; Metazoa; Chordata; Mammalia; Primates; Tarsiidae
Gene: ASB1
Product: ankyrin repeat and SOCS box containing 1
Exons: 5
Coding region: 12-1019 (335 amino acids)
Biological process (GO): protein ubiquitination; intracellular signal transduction
Cellular component (GO): ubiquitin ligase complex
Molecular function (GO): protein binding
Source: RefSeq, a predicted model, not a curated record
CAGAAGCAUCCAUGGCAGAGGGCGGCGCCCCUGACGGGCGGGCCGGGCCGGGGCCCGCAGGUCCUAAUCUGAAGGAAUGGCUGAGGGAGCAAUUUUGUGAUCACCCGCUGGAGCACUGUGAGGACACGAGGCUCCACGAUGCAGCCUACGUGGGGGACCUGCAGACCCUCCGUAGCCUGUUGCAAGAGGAGAGUUACCGGAGCCGCAUAAACGAGAAGUCUGUCUGGUGCUGUGGCUGGCUCCCCUGCACACCGUUGCGGAUCGCGGCCACUGCAGGCCACGGGAACUGUGUGGACUUCCUUAUCCGGAAGGGGGCCGAGGUGGAUCUGGUGGAUGUGAAGGGACAGACGGCUCUGUAUGUGGCUGUGGUGAACGGACACCUGGAGAGUGCCCAGAUCCUUCUCGAAGCUGGCGCUGACCCUAAUGGAAGCCGGCACCAUCGCAGCACCCCUGUCUACCACGCCUCUCGUGUGGGCAGGGCCGACAUCCUGAAGGCCCUCAUUAGGUAUGGAGCUGAUGUGGAUGUCAACCACCACCUGACUCCUGAUGUCCAGCCCCCUUUCUCCCGGCGCCUCACCUCCUUGGUGGUCUGCCCAUUGUACAUCAGUGCAGCCUACCACAACCUCCAGUGCUUCCGGCUGCUCCUUCUGGCUGGGGCAAACCCCGACUUCAACUGCAAUGGUCCUGUCAACACUCAGGGAUUCUACAGGGGCUCCCCUGGGUGUGUCAUGGAUGCUGUCCUGCGGCAUGGCUGUGAGGCAGCCUUUGUGAGCCUGCUGGUAGAGUUUGGGGCCAACCUGAACCUGGUGAAGUGGGAUUCAUUGGGCCCAGAGUCGAGAGGCAGAAGGAAGGUAGACCCUGAGGCCUUGCAGGUCUUUAAAGAGGCCAGAAGUGUUCCCAGGACCUUGCUGAGUGUGUGCCGUGUGGCUGUGAGAAGAGCUCUUGGCAAAUACCGACUUCAUCUGAUUCCCUCACUGCCUCUGCCAGACCCCAUAAAAAAGUUUCUACUUUAUGAGUAGAAUUCAAGUUCAGCGGUUGAUUACAGUGAAGGAGAAGGUGAUCUGCAGUGAAAAUGGGCACCGAUUCUUAUAUCUUGUGCUGCUGACUGAAAAAGAAGAAAUGGCCUUGUUCUCAUGAAUUGUAAUUCCAUCUCAGGUGCAUGGGCCAUUGACAGUCUUUGCGUCAUUGUCAGCCAAGAGGCUCAUACAAAACUUAAUAUUGUUCUUCC